AUGUGGAACCAGAUCCGUAAGUUCGGUCUGGAGUACUGCGACCUGCCGACCAUGAUCUGGAACGUAGCCGUGUUCCUGAAGGUGCUCACACUGAAUGUGUAUGGCAAGAAGAAGACAGGAAUCCCAUUCAUCUUCUACAUAGUGGUAGUAGUGGCAGCUUUGUGCUACUUGUAUGUCUACCUGAUCUGCAUGGUGUGGUUCGUGUUUGUGAGGAGUCGGGAGACAGGAGACCUGGUCGCGGCCAUGGUGAUACUCUCCUUGGGGAUCUCCAGCGAGAUCGGUACCCUGAAGUUGCUGUACAUGUUUUUGUAUAUUAAAGACAUUCGGAAUCUCACGGACGGCUUCCUGGACUUCGACUCCCACAUGGUGCCAGGCAGCAGGAUGUACAGGAACCUGGUGAGGUACAUGCGUGAUGUGAAGAAGAGAGCGAUCUUCUACUGGGCGGUGCUGAUGGGCAACGGGUGUGUCUACGUCAUCAUACCCAUAUUGCGCCCCGGGAGACACUUGACUGAGGAUAUGCUUGUGGUUUACGGUUUGGAACCAAUGUUCGAGUCACCGAACUACGAGAUAGCAUGGUUCAUGAUGGCGGCCAGUGUCGGCACUAUAUGCUACAUAUCAGCCAAUGUGACAGCCUACUUCAUUGUCAUCAUCGGCUACGCGGAGUCUCAGAUGCUCUGCCUCAGCGACGAAGUCACCCAUGUAUGGAAGGAUGCAGAAAAACAUUUCAAUACGCUAAACCUUGAAACCGAUCUUCAAGACUUUGAUGCAAAGAAUAGGAUAAUGAACGAACAUGUGUUUCAAAACCUGAAGUACAUUAUAAAACGUCACGCGAAUAUCAAGACGCUGAUCAACCAAGUUGAGGAUGUGUGUAGCGGACCUACUGCCGUUGGCUUGACGUUCCUCCUUCUCGGUUUAAUAUCAGAACUCCUAGGAGGACUGGAGAACACGUUCCUGCAGCUGCCUUUUGCCUUUAUGCAGGUUGGAACUGAUUGCUUUAUUGGGCAAAGGAUCAUGGAUGCUGGAGAAGUAUUUGAACGGGCCGUCUACGAUUGCCAGUGGGAGAACUUCGAUCAUAAGAAUAUGAAGAUGAUUCUGCUGAUGCUGCAGAUUUCUCAGAAGACAUCCUCUAUAUCUGCUGGUGGGAUGACCAAGAUGAGCUUCAGGUGUCUGAUGGGAGCCAUGCGAGUGACUUAUUCAGCCUAUACUGCUUUCAGGUCUAUUAUGUAA
This is a messenger RNA of Spodoptera frugiperda (fall armyworm), 1227 nucleotides long. RefSeq names its product odorant receptor 2a-like. The transcript has 4 exons. Gene Ontology annotation, biological process: detection of chemical stimulus involved in sensory perception of smell; sensory perception of smell. Gene Ontology annotation, cellular component: plasma membrane. Bases 1 to 1227 code for a protein of 408 amino acids. Gene Ontology annotation, molecular function: odorant binding; olfactory receptor activity. Lineage: Eukaryota; Metazoa; Arthropoda; Insecta; Lepidoptera; Noctuidae. The record is from RefSeq and is a predicted model, not a curated record.